Molecule: messenger RNA, 990 nt
Organism: Setaria italica (foxtail millet)
Lineage: Eukaryota; Viridiplantae; Streptophyta; Magnoliopsida; Poales; Poaceae
Exons: 1
Coding region: 116-832 (238 amino acids)
Source: RefSeq, a predicted model, not a curated record
AGAAAAAAGCCCAUUAAACCCCACCAAGCCGGCAAGCCGUGCAACUGUGCAAGCUGCCGCAGAUCUUCCCCCAAACCCCCACCGCCGCCGCAAGCACCGCCGAUCGAGCCGCACCAUGGAGGACGUCGUCACCGACGUGCCGCCGCCGUCCCGCUUCUCCCCCGACGACCUCGACAACUUCGCCGCCCCGCCGCCGCAGCCCACCCCCAUCCUCGUCGUCUCCCCGAGCCCUAGCCCACCCGCCCCGCGCCUCCUCAUCGUCCUCAUCUCCCGCACCUCCCUCGCGCUCCUCGCCUCCCCGCCGCCGCUCCACGCGUCCCUCCUCCUCCCCGACCUGCCCCUGCAGCCCCACGCGCCCGUCCGCGUCUACCUCCACCCCUCCGGCGCGCUCCUCGCCGCCGCGCACGGCGCCGUCCCCGCCCACCGCGCGCGCGCCGCCGCCAAGGCCCUCGUCUCCAAGCUCCAGCCGGAGGAGGUGCUGGUCCUGGACGCGGUCCGGAGCGCGUCGUACAGGGGCCGGCUCGCGGCCGACGAGCCCGUGGAGGGGAAGCUGGAGACCCGCGCCGCGCGGUUGCAGGGCGGGGUGGGCGCGGCCAGGGCCGUGGCGGCGCUGGCCCCGCCCGGGAGCGUGGUGGACGGGCUCGGCGCGGCGGUGCUCGCGGAGUGCGAGAUCCGGGGCAAGGCGGCCAGCAUGGUGGUGACGUGGCCGGCGGGCGCGAGGCCCGCGGAGUUCGGGGUCAUGCGGCGCGUGGCGGCGGAGCUCGGCGUCGACACCGUGAAGAUGACAGCCAGGGUCUCCGGCCGGGCCGAGCUGGAUGCGUUGUACACUUAGGAUUGAGAUGUUCUCUGUUAGUGCUUCUGAUUUCGUUUGCUGUGUCGUUGAGCCGUCUGACGAGUUGGGUUUAAGACAAUUUGGGGAGAAAUCUGAGAUGUAUCAGACGAGUUUGGAGUGAUUUGAUAUAUGAAUGAAUCUUUAACAAAUUCUGAUCU